Epinephelus moara (kelp grouper) is the source of this 1460-nucleotide messenger RNA. RefSeq names its product angiopoietin-like 5 (gene angptl5). The transcript has 8 exons. Lineage: Eukaryota; Metazoa; Chordata; Actinopteri; Perciformes; Serranidae. Bases 200 to 1357 code for a protein of 385 amino acids. The record is from RefSeq and is a predicted model, not a curated record.
CAGAGGUGGAGAGAGGGAGGCAGCUUGCGGGGAGAGAGUGAAGUUUGACAACUGAGAGGAAGGAGCAGAUGCAGGCAAGACUUGGUGGAGGGAUGGAAAAGCGCAGAGUCUGUGGAAAAAUAAAGCAUAAAUGAAGGAGUGGCUGCUGGUGACGGAACAGAUAGAUUUCAGGGAAUAAUCAUAGUCAGACGACACUGACAUGAUGUGGACAACAACUGUCCUCCUGCUGCUUGUGCCUCAUCUGCUCUCCUCCACAGACACAGGAAACAGUGCUAAUUUUAAUGAGUCAGAAAUAAUCAAUGAGGACUUCUCCGACACUCCUGACAAAGGCGAGAAACUUCCCAGAGGGGUCAAAGGUCGGGACGCAUGCUCCAUCCCGUGUGACAUCACUGUCAAGCUGCUGCGAGAUGAGAAACAUUCAAUUUGUGGUCAGUUACAGCAGUCUCUGUUGGGAUUUGGACGCAGCACCCGCAAGCUGAUCAGGGAUGUGAUGGAGGAGCAACAGAGAGCCCUGGACAUCCUCAGCAGUCAGGUCACAGAGCUGAUGACCAAAGUGCAGACGCUCAGCUUCGAGGUUCAGAGAAGCAACGCUGAGAUGUACUCCAUCAAACCUGUGCAAUCCCAUGGACGAGACUGCAGCAACAUCAAGGACAAUCUUCUGUCAGUCGUCCCCAAGAUCCCCAGCGGCAUUUACAUCGUCCACCCAGAGAACACAGACACUUCAUUUGAGGUUUUCUGUGAGAUGGACUAUAUGGGAGGUGGAUGGACGGUGAUGCAGCGGCGGACUGACGGAUUAACUGACUUCAAACGAUCCUGGGCUGAUUAUGUUGAUGGCUUUGGAAACCUUGCAGGAGAACACUGGUUGGGUCUGAAAAAGGUGUACCAUAUAGUAAACCAGAAAGAUACUCGGUUCCAGCUCCACAUCGCUCUGGUGUCCCAUGAUGACAUCACCUCUUAUGCAUCUUAUGAUGAUUUCCAGCUGGACACUGAAACCAUGUUCUUCGGGAUACACCUGGGCAGAUAUGCAGGCAGCGCAGGUGAUGCAUUUCGUGGCUAUGACCAGGAUCAGAACCAGGACACGGCUCCAUUCAGCGCCUCAGACGUGGACAACGACGGCUGUAAUCCUUCCUGCUCCAUCAACAACCGCACGGUGGAGAGCUGCAGCGCUCAGUACAAUCACACAGGAUGGUGGUUCAACCAGUGCGGCCUGGCAAACCUCAACGGCUCUCCUGAAGAUGCAGAGCACAACAGGGGGCAGAGGACACACAUCCUGUGGGACACCUGGAGACAGAACGGGGUCCCUCACACCAUCAAGUCUGUCACGAUGAAGAUCAGGAGGAUUGCAACCAAUAACUGACAGAGAGGAGGAGGAGGAGAAACAGAGGGAGAAAGCACAUAUUGUAUAAGUUGCACUGCAUCUUUGUACAGCCUGAUGUUUGAAUAAAACAGGAAGGAAGGAU